This is a messenger RNA of Dichomitus squalens LYAD-421 SS1, 387 nucleotides long. RefSeq lists its product as uncharacterized. The record is from RefSeq and is a predicted model, not a curated record. Bases 1 to 387 code for a protein of 128 amino acids. The transcript has a single exon. NCBI's taxonomy places the organism in Eukaryota, Fungi, Basidiomycota, Agaricomycetes, Polyporales, Polyporaceae.
AUGGCCACCUUCCAAUCGGCUGACCCCGACUUGUCGCUGCCGCAUCCCGAAUACUUGCGCAUCCACGCGGCAUGCUGCAGAGUGGCGCAUCUUUCCGGGGCAUCUGGUCUCUUCCACGAGCUGGAGAGGGACAUGGAGUCCAACCCCGACCCCGCGGCGGAAGCGCCGCAGUUCGCCAAAACUUUGCACGCAAAGCUCGAGCAUCUUUGCUUUGGUCGAGGCCAGGUAGUACGGGUGCCGGCGCCAAACGUGCAGUUCGAGCGACGGGUGCUCUUGCUCGACGCAGUUUUCUCCCGUCCCACCGCUUCACGGCCGCCUCCUCUCGCUCGCUCGUCCUUUUGUGGCUUCUUCAUCCCGCCCGCCCGCCACCUGUUUUUUGGUACUUAG